GCAUUUUUUUAAUUUUAGAACAUUUUACCAAAUACAUGCUUAGUAGAACUUGAUGCUAACGUUUUAACUAAAUACCUGUUGGGAAGCACUUGAUGCCAAUAUAGCCUAAGGUAUUUCUGCAUUUCCCAGGUAUUGAAGAUAAGCUCAAAAAUUCACAAUCUCUUCAAUCCAAUCCGAUCCACCCAUGCUCUCACAGCCUCUCGGCAAAACCAAAUCGGGCAUUCAUCAUCGUAGAAGCCUAUAAACCGACAAUAGAGCGACAAAAAUGGCAAUGCCCGAUCAUGUGAGGGAGCCCUGCCCCGAUAGAAUUCUUGAUGACCUUGGGGGUGCCUUCAGCAUGGGGGCAGUUGGGGGUUCAGUAUUCCACUUCAUAGUGGGUAUCAAGAAUUCUCCCAGAGGAGAACGUUUUCAUGGAGGUAUACAGGCAGUGGCUCUCAAUGCCCCCAGGGUUGGGGGCAGUUUUGCCGUGUGGGGAGGCCUGUUUUCAGCCUUUGAUUGUGGAAUGGUCUUCCUCAGGCAAAAAGAGGAUCCAUGGAAUUCUAUUGCUGCAGGGGCUGCUACAGGUGGAUUCCUCCAAAUGAGGCAGGGCCUGAAAUCUGCUACCAAAAGUGCCAUGUUUGGAGGCAUUCUAUUAGCACUGAUUGAAGGUGCAGGUAUUCUCAUGAACAAAAUGUUGGCCCCACCACCACCCCCAAAGUUAGAGGAGCAGUUCCCUCCAAUGGGGAUGGGCUAUCCCGGAAGGGGACUUCCUCCGGCAGGGUUGCCUUCUGCUUAUAUGGGUGGCAUACCAGCACCCAAUCAGAUGGAUCCACAUCAGCAGAAAGUAGGUAGGUCGAUGGGUGGUGAAUUCUCAAAGGAAAACACAGGUUUGACCUCUGACCUUGGGCAUAAGGGCCAUGAGGAAAAUAGUAAUAAGGGAGGGUUCUUCACUGGAUGGUUUUCUAAGAAAAGAGAGGAACCGAAGAAGGAUAAUUUGGAUAUUUUUGAUUCCAGCUCCGCUCCUCCUGUUCCCAAUUUUGAUGUGAAAUGAAAGCUAGAUUUGAUUUUCUUGUUUUGCAAUCCCUAUUCAAUACAGCACAGGUCCUUUGUCCUUGUAGAUCUUAUCCUAUUUAUACAAACAAUAACUAUACAGGUUCUUAUCUGCAAGGGAAGAUUAUGUCAGUUUAGAUGUGAGACCAGAAGAAAUCCUGCAACUCUCUUUAGAAAGAUAAGGAUACUUAUAGUACAGUUGUAUCCUCCUUGAAGAGCUUGAUGAACUAUUGCAAGUGCAGGUCUCACUUCUGCUUAGCAACACUGUCAAAAAUUCUGUUUUAUGUAUAAUUGAAUCGAAUUUGCUUGCUCCGCGAGCUUCUUCAAUGUGCUUGGGAUGGCGAGUUAAAGUGUCACAGGCUGUUAUUUCAAUUAAAUUAUUGUGAUUUACUUCUA
Messenger RNA from Cryptomeria japonica (Japanese cedar), 1425 nucleotides. Its product is annotated as mitochondrial import inner membrane translocase subunit TIM17-2. Lineage: Eukaryota; Viridiplantae; Streptophyta; Pinopsida; Cupressales; Cupressaceae. The transcript has 2 exons. The record is from RefSeq and is a predicted model, not a curated record. Gene Ontology annotation, biological process: protein import into mitochondrial matrix. The coding region runs from base 266 to 1030 and encodes 254 amino acids. Gene Ontology annotation, cellular component: TIM23 mitochondrial import inner membrane translocase complex; mitochondrial inner membrane. Gene Ontology annotation, molecular function: transmembrane protein transporter activity.